This is a messenger RNA of Dermatophagoides pteronyssinus (European house dust mite), 564 nucleotides long. RefSeq names its product thymosin beta cib (gene cib). NCBI's taxonomy places the organism in Eukaryota, Metazoa, Arthropoda, Arachnida, Sarcoptiformes, Pyroglyphidae. Gene Ontology annotation, molecular function: actin monomer binding. Gene Ontology annotation, biological process: actin filament organization. The record is from RefSeq and is a predicted model, not a curated record. Gene Ontology annotation, cellular component: cytosol.
UCCUCCUGACCAUCAUUUUUCUGCUUUGACAAACCAAACAGCAAACAGCAUUCCUCAUUCAAUCUUCAAACAUCAAAUAUCGCAAGCCAAAACCAAAAGGAUUUAAAAUUUGUCAAUCGGUGUGGUGUGUCUUGUCAUUUGUCAUUUUCAAUUUUUUGUUUUCUCCCGAAUUUGUUUGUUUCAUUGUCUAUUUAAUCUCUAAAGCUUUUUUCAGUUUUUCAGCGAAAACCCAAACGAAAGAAAAAGAAAAAAUGUCUAGCCCAACGAAAGAAGAACUUCCCCGAAUUGAUGAUUGUCUUAAAAAUGAAUUGGUCGGCGAACAUAAAUUAAAACAUACCGAAACACAGGAAAAAGUGGUACUUCCUUCCAAAACUGAAAUUGAACAAGAAAAAGGCCAACAACAAUUGCUUAAAAGUAUUGAAACAUUUGAAGCAGAAAAACUUCAUCAUGCUAAAACCGAAGAAAAAAAUCCUCUACCAACCAAAGAAGUGAUUGAAGCAGAAAAAAAGGCUUUAGCCUAAAAAUUGAUCCAAGUUGAUCAUUUUUAUUUUAUUUUCCAUUUCA